AUGCUGGAAAUCAUCUUUGCUGUGCUGACUCUGGCAACUGCAGCCCUUGGCUGUGGGGUUCCUGCCUACCCCCCUGCUGUGUCUAGAGUGGUUGGAGGAGAAGAUGUAAGACCGUACAGCUGGCCAUGGCAGGCCUCCCUCCAAUACCGUUCAAGCGGCAGUUGGUAUCAUACCUGUGGAGGAACCCUCAUCGCCAGCAACUGGGUGUUGACGGCAGCACAUUGCAUCAGCUCUUCCAGAACGUAUCGAGUAUAUCUUGGAAAAUACAACCUAGGCGUGGAGGAAGAAGGAUCAAUCGCAAUUUCGCCAGAAAAAAUCAUUGUUCAUGAGAAAUGGAAUGCAAAUAGACUUGCAAAUGGGUACGACAUUGCUUUGAUCAAACUUGCUGAACCCGUCACCUUUAGCGACCAAAUUCAGCCUGCCUGCCUCCCUCCUGACCAAAGCAUCCUCGCAUCCGACACUGCCUGCUAUGUGACUGGAUGGGGAAGGCUGCAGACCAAUGGAGCUCUUCCAGACAUCCUGCAACAAGCUCUUUUGCUGGUGGUGGAUUAUGCAACUUGUUCCCAGAGUAGCUGGUGGGGAAGCUCGGUGAAAACCAACAUGGUUUGCGCUGGUGGGGACGGCAUCACCUCCAGUUGCAAUGGGGACUCUGGUGGCCCGCUGAACUGCCAAGCUGCUGAUGGCACGUGGGAAGUGCACGGCAUCGUCAGCUUCGGCUCUUCUCUGGGCUGCAAUUAUUACCGCAAACCGUCUGUCUUCACUCGGGUCUCCGAAUUCAACAGCUGGAUCCAGGAGGUAAUAGAUAACAACUAA
Messenger RNA from Tinamus guttatus (white-throated tinamou), 813 nucleotides. Its product is annotated as chymotrypsin-like elastase family member 2A. Lineage: Eukaryota; Metazoa; Chordata; Aves; Tinamiformes; Tinamidae. Gene Ontology annotation, molecular function: serine-type endopeptidase activity. The record is from RefSeq and is a predicted model, not a curated record. Gene Ontology annotation, biological process: proteolysis.